AUGGCUCAAGCAGGGUUAACUGAAGGGAGGAAUCCUGGACCCUUUUCAUUCACAUCCAAUCUUUCUGGAUUUCUUUCAGGGUGUCACACCUGGCAGGUGAAUUUGGGCUGUGAACUCAGGGAAGAUGGGAGCAAAAGAGGAUUUUUGCAUUAUGGCUACGAUGGGAGGGACUUCAUCAGCUUCGACAAGGAGACCCUUAGAUGGGUGACAGCUCAGCCCCAGGCCAAGAAGGUGAAGGAGAAGUGGGAGGAGGACCCAAGGUGGUCCCAUGGAAACAAAGUCUUCCUGGAGAAGACCUGCAUUGAGUGGCUUCAGAGAUACCUGUCCUACCAGAAGGAAGUUCUGCAGAGGAUUGAGCCUCCGGUGGGGAAGGUGACUCACAAGGUGGUGGAUGACAGCCUGGAGGUCCUCAUCUGCCAGGCCUUUGGCUUCUACCCCAAGGAGAUCCAGGCCACCUGGAGGAGGGAUGGAGAGGUCUUCCAGAAUGAGACCCUCCGAAGGAACGUGGCCCCCAACUCAGAUGGGACCUAUUAUGUCCUGCUCAGCAUUGAGAUCGACCCCAAGGAGAGGGACCGUUUUCGGUGUUACCUGGAGCACGAGGGCUUGUGGGAGCCCCUGGUCUUGGCCUGGAAAGAAGAAACAGGUGAGAGCUCAAAUAUGGUGGAUUUCCUUGGGAAUUGUGAUUUCCAUGAUCUUGAUUCUCUUCCUGAUAUGGACACUAAAGUGACAGGUCAAGAUAGGUGUGAUGAUAAUGACUCAAAUAAGCAGGGGAUACUGGUCCAAGAUGAAGAACUUAUUUUUGAUAGGGGAAAGUGUGAAACAGAUAUUACACAUCAGUCACACAAGAAGAGCAAGGUAUCCAAAAAGAGAAGUCACCUUCUGAUUGGUGAUUCAAUGCAUGAAGCAUCCUGUGGGUCAUCGGGGCCUCAGAAUGCCCUCAAAGCCAUUGUGUCAAAAUUGUCCAUGCAAAAACAGAAGCACCCGACGGUCACAAGGUGUCAAUCGUCGGCUGGAGAGUUGGCGGUACCUUUACAGGCACCGGUUGAAGCAGGAGCAACAGAGUCUGGCGUGAGAAUGAUCAGCCAGCCCAUGGUCAACCCAGGAUCCCUAUUCCAAUGCCCGAAAGUCUCAGAAGGUGAAGUGUUUGUACUUUCAGUGUUUUAA
Messenger RNA from Thamnophis elegans (Western terrestrial garter snake), 1164 nucleotides. RefSeq lists its product as uncharacterized. The transcript has 6 exons. The record is from RefSeq and is a predicted model, not a curated record. Bases 1 to 1164 code for a protein of 387 amino acids. Gene Ontology annotation, biological process: immune response. Gene Ontology annotation, cellular component: external side of plasma membrane. Lineage: Eukaryota; Metazoa; Chordata; Lepidosauria; Squamata; Natricidae.